Molecule: messenger RNA, 948 nt
Organism: Cydia pomonella (codling moth)
Lineage: Eukaryota; Metazoa; Arthropoda; Insecta; Lepidoptera; Tortricidae
Exons: 2
Coding region: 86-775 (229 amino acids)
Source: RefSeq, a predicted model, not a curated record
AAAGUAUUCGAGGCGUAAUUUUCCCAUCAAUGAGUCGGAGGUAAGCUCUGCUAAUACCGUUGUCAGGGCACACAAUUCAGACUUCAUGAAAUUACAAAAGAUCAAUUCACUUGAAAUACCGUCAUAUUCAAAUACUGACAUCCCGAGUUCAUGGGAGUCAGAUUCAAUUAAGUCAGAACAAAACGUUUGUGAGGAGCAGCCUUUAAAGACUGAUCCUGACGAGCAAUUCAAACUAUCCAUGCAGUUCAAGGAGUCGCCUGCGGUUCUGGGGCACUCAUUUCAGCGUACUUCAGCUGCGUUUCUUUCAAUAGAGCGUUGCUUAGAAAGCAAUCCAGAUAGGGGAUCCAUCGUUGAUUUGCCAGAAAUGGCAGAGCAAUCUCAUGUUGUCAAUCAACAACCAGAAAACACAUUCACACGGUCUCCUCCGUUUCACGGUGAUGGCAAACUCAUUUGUGUGGGGGGAAGACUGAGCAACUUCAGCUACAAUUAUGAGCCCAGUCAUCCAGUGUUGCUCAGUUUAAUAUUCAAGUUUUAUAACAGCGCGUUCUUGCGUGGUGAUCUGGUCAAGAUAUCCAGCCAAAACAGUACUAUUUCAGCGUCUGUGUGUCUUGCAACGGAAGCAGCGCACCUCUUACUUUAUUCAGAUUUUAAUAAAAAUGCUUAUAUUGCAGCCUUGCGCCGAUUCAUUGCGCAUUCAUUCAUUCAGACAAUAUUGUCUGAUAAUGCAUCAACGUCAUCGCAGGAGAAAUCUUGGACGGCGUUCUGGUUGUCGUGACGGAUAAAACUGCCUUCUCUCGGUCGAGUCAUCCGAGGCAUCCAUGGCAGCGACGGGUCCGCACGCGGAGCACAGCAUAUACAGACGAAGAUAGGAGGCCACCCGACGGGGUAGUCAACAACAUCUCUCCUCUCGCUUGAAGACCAACAAUUGAAGUUCUCAGACUUCAAGGC